Messenger RNA from Periconia digitata, 990 nucleotides. The record is from the annotation of a GenBank genome assembly. NCBI's taxonomy places the organism in Eukaryota, Fungi, Ascomycota, Dothideomycetes, Pleosporales, Periconiaceae.
CUGAGUACAGUGCCCCUCGAUUGCAGUUCUCUCUUCUUCUGUCAAACCAAUUCCAAACCACUUGUCGAGUGCCUCUAUUCUCUCCGCUUCCGUUUCGCACUCUUGGAUAACCUGUGUUCUACCACCCAAAUUCUCUUUGAUGGUCCCAUUCACCAACAUGCGUUUCCCAUAAAUUUCCUCGCUACCCCCUUCUUCUAUCUCCCGCCGCAAGAACUUGACAAUCACCAUUCGAUAAGUCUGAAACGACUCCGGCGAGCUUCCCGUGUACCAAUUCAUAAUUUCGAAAUCCUGCUGGUAAAAUUCAAGCUCUGGAAACGCGUAGAAAGAGUUCCACGGCUUUUCAGGUCCAUUGCGGUACUGGUAGAUCCACAAUUUGGCUUGUUCACUACGGUUCGUAGACUCUGGGAUGUGAUCGUGGACUAGACGAAUUUCUUGGGGGCCAAGAUUGGGGAUUGCAUGACCGGAUAUCAUGGGUACGGGCUUUGUCGCGCCAUCGCCGCCGAAUCCCACGUCGACCAUGUAACGAUCGCCGUUUUGCAGUGUCACGAUAUUGACGAUAUGUCUCCUAUCACAAUCAUAAACGGUUCGUUCGCUUUCAAUCUUGCGAAACAAUUCACUUACCAUCCUGUGUAUGGACCUUUGGGUACACCGUCUUCCCUCAAUCGAAUCCGUACCCCCGUUAAGUGCGCAAUGAAGCCUAAGCCCCGCAGAACAUGAUUGAACAACGACUUGAGGAUCGAUUGAGAUCUUUCGAGCAUUCGAGUAAUGCAGUUCUAGGUUUUCGUAGGGAAAUGUGGAAAUUGUGUGAACGUGGAGGGCGGUCAAAUAUUCCAGAUCAUUCUGAGCUUGGCCUUCCGGGAUAUGUCUUUCUGGAAGUCCAAUCUUCGCGACGAAUUUGCGCAAUUGUUCUGAGCUCAAUGCGGAUGUCAUGGUGAAAAUCUUUUGUGGAAUUUGGAUGCAGUCUAUGUAGAAACAAUGUCGACGUCGCUU